AUGCGUUUCCCAACAGCAAAAAUCGCCGCUUUGGGGGCAUCGCUCAUCCCAAUUGCCUCGGCCCAGUCCAAUUCUUCCACAGGCCCGGAUGAGAAUGGCAUCUACUGGAUCAAGAGCGAAGGCCUCACGGCUGGAUUCAUUGCUUACGGCGCUUCCAUUAGCCACUUGCUUAUAAACGACCAAUAUGGUAUUCAGCGUGAUGUCGUGGCCGGAUUCGACAAUGCCACCUACUAUGGAAUCGACAAGCAGCACAACCACUUUGGUGGCGUGCCUGGUCGCUAUGCCAAUCGCAUAAAGAACAGCACCUUUGAGAUCGACGGCGAGACGUACAAGGUCGACGCCAACGAGAACGGUGGUCUGGACACUCUACACGGUGGCUCAGAUGGCUGGGACUACCGCAACUUCACCGUCGUCGCUUACACCGACGACUCCAUUACCUUCUCCAUUGUCGAUCCGGACGGCAAGGAGGGCUUCCCCGGCGAGGUUGUCUCCUACAUCACCUACACCGUUCACGAUUGGACCUGGGAUUUCAAGAUGAUCGCUCUCGCGACCACCAAGAAGACGCCCAUCAUGCUCAGCAGUCACACCUACUGGAACCUCGAUGGGUUCGCCAACAAUGAGACCAACCUGGUGCUGAACCACACCUUCUACCUGCCCUACAGUGGCCAGCGCGUUGGUGUCGACAAUAUUCUCAUUCCCACGGGAGAUAUCCUCGCCAAUCAGCCAGGCUCUGUCAACGACUUCUGGAGUGGCCCCAAGCAGAUUGGCGCAGCUUUCGACAGUGGCGACGCCGAGCUCAAGGGUAACUGUGGAUUCAACUGCACUGGAUAUGACAACUGCUGGCUCGUGAACCGAGAACAGAACGGCCCUUACGACUGGCGAACCGACGGAUUCGUCGCCCAGCUCGCAUCGCCCUGGUCAGGCAUCCAGCUCGACGUCUACUCUGACCAGGAAGCCUUCCAGAUGUACUCGUGCAACGGCCAAAACGGCAGCGUAGCGCUCAAGACGACGCAGGGUCUCUUUGACAAUGCCGACUUCCCGCGAACGAUUCCCCAGUACGGCUGCGUCGUGCUCGAGGUUGAGGACUGGAUCGACGCCAUUAACCAGCCCUCAUGGCAGCGCGAGAAGAAACAAAUCUAUGAGCCUGGUGGUGACCCAUACGUGCUGCAGGCUAGCUAUGUCUUUAGCAUCAACGGCACGAGCUCUUAA
Messenger RNA from Pestalotiopsis fici W106-1, 1209 nucleotides. RefSeq lists its product as uncharacterized. Gene Ontology annotation, molecular function: aldose 1-epimerase activity; carbohydrate binding. NCBI's taxonomy places the organism in Eukaryota, Fungi, Ascomycota, Sordariomycetes, Amphisphaeriales, Sporocadaceae. Bases 1 to 1209 code for a protein of 402 amino acids. The record is from RefSeq and is a predicted model, not a curated record. The transcript has 2 exons. Gene Ontology annotation, biological process: beta-D-galactose catabolic process via UDP-galactose, Leloir pathway; glucose metabolic process.